Molecule: messenger RNA, 2528 nt
Organism: Saccostrea echinata
Lineage: Eukaryota; Metazoa; Mollusca; Bivalvia; Ostreida; Ostreidae
Product: single-minded homolog 2-like
Exons: 10
Coding region: 53-2173 (706 amino acids)
Biological process (GO): regulation of transcription by RNA polymerase II
Molecular function (GO): RNA polymerase II transcription regulatory region sequence-specific DNA binding; DNA-binding transcription factor activity, RNA polymerase II-specific; protein dimerization activity
Source: RefSeq, a predicted model, not a curated record
CCUGUGUCACGUGGUUUUCUGCAGAGAUGCAACCCUUUUUCGUUGCCAUGAUAUGAAGUGCAAAUCCAAGACGGCCGCCCGAACAAGACGCGAGAAAGAAAACGCCGAGUUCUAUGAACUGGCGAAGUUACUUCCCCUUCCGUCCGCCAUUACUAGUCAGCUGGACAAGGCGUCCAUCAUACGGCUAUGUACCAGCUAUCUCAAAAUGAGGACGGUCUUCCCCGACGGACUAGGGGAUGGUUGGGGUCAAAGGUCACCGCCAAGAACCUUGCUGGAAAAGGAACUUGGAUCACACCUUCUCCAGACACUAGAUGGCUUCAUAUUCGUUGUUGCUCCAGACGGGAAAAUUAUGUACAUAUCCGAAACUGCAUCCGUCCACUUGGGAUUGUCACAGGUAGAACUGACAGGAAACAGUAUUUAUGAGUAUGUACAUCCGGCAGAUCAUGAUGAAAUGACUGCGGUGCUCAAUUAUCACUCCUCCCCUUAUCCAUGCUGUUAUAAAGAAUUUGAAAUAGAACGGUCCUUUUUCAUUCGCAUGAAGUGUGUACUUGCCAAAAGGAAUGCGGGUCUUACUUCCGGUGGAUACAAGGUUAUUCACUGCGGGGGGUAUUUAAAAAUCAAACAAUACAACAUGGAGAUGUCUCCUUACGAGGGAUGUCAACAAAAUGUCGGACUAGUCGCCAUUGGCCAUUCACUUCCGCCAAGUGCCAUAACGGAAAUGAAGAUGUUCAAUAACAUGUUCAUGUUCCGUGCAAGCCUCGAUUUGAAACUCAUUUUUCUGGAUGCAAGGGUCGCUCAGCUGACUGGAUAUGAGCCCCAGGAUCUGAUAGAGAGGACCCUGUAUCAGUACAUCCAUGCCUGUGAUAUUCUACACAUGAGAUUUGCUCAUCACACACUUUUGUUAAAAGGUCAAGUCACCACUAAGUAUUAUCGUUUCCUGGCCAAGGAUGGCGGAUGGGUCUGGAUACAAAGCUACGCUACAAUAGUUCACAACAGCAGAUCAUCUCGCCCACACUGUAUAGUGAGCGUGAACUACGUUUUAAGUGAAGUUCAAGCAAGAGGUCUUCAGAUCCAGUUAGAACAAACUGUCCAGAAAGAGCUUUCGCCAUUCUCUACCCUUCCAGGUAGAUCUCCGGGAAAGUCAAGAUCGGCUAAGUCAAAACAUCGACGAUCACCAUACUCACAGAAUACAAGCAACCAGGAAUUUCCUUCUGAAUUUGAGUUGGUUCCUGAAAUGGCCAACACUGACUAUUGUCAUAUAAUACAGCCAAAUCCACAUUACGAGGACCCUAUGGGGAAGUUUGAGCCUCUCUAUGGGCAUGCGUUUCCAGGCGUCUUCCACCCUGAUUACUUUCCUCAUCCAUCAUAUCAUCCGCAAACUCAGUCUUUUGCAGACGAUCGACUUCAUUGUAAACUUGAAGCAGAAAAGUAUUUUCCAUAUAAGAACAUGGAUCAUCUUUCAUCAUGUAUGAAUUCAUCUAGUCCCAAGUUAACUCAUUUAGAUACGUCAACUGAAAGCAGGACUAACAUUUCACCUCGAUUCGAAUACAGGUCCGCUGGACCCUGUUCCCGUAGCAGCAGUCGUGAUGCUGUAUCCGGGUAUCCUUAUAGCAACCAAUCGGAAUCUUCCACGUCAGAAAUUGACGUAGGUAACGAUGACAUUGAAAAACGAUCCUUAUCGUCAUCUUUUCAGCAAAAUCUUGAUACCGGUCAAAACACAAUCAAAGAAGAACAAUCACCAAAAACUUUCACAGCAACAGACAAUCAUCCGCACCCACAAUCACGUGGAAUCCAACAAUCUGUUAUCAUGCGUCACAGAGCGAACAUCGUGCCCGACACAGUAGCUGAUUCCCAAAAAUCAAUUCCCCAAAAUCAAACCAAAUACCCAGAUCACGAGGACAGAUCUGACCAACAUUUUCGUAAUCUACAGCAAAAUGGACAUACUGUUGGGGUGGAUCUACAUGCGAUUCAAGAUAGAAAUUUCAAUGCUCAAGAUAUUUAUUCGCAUUGUUUACGUGCUUCCUGUGCUUAUGACUCCUACACAAAUCAGACGGAUUACAGCCAAACCCCGAUCCCGACUCCUAAACAUUACUCAUCCGUUCCUCAGCCUGGAUAUGCCAGUGUUAUUGUGGAUACUCAGCAGUACCAUUUAGCGAACGGUUAUGUGCAUUAGAUAUGUUAUGCUAAAACAUGAGUUUUUAUAGGUUUUGUACAUUUUUCUCUCUCAGUAGCUUCCAUCUCUGGUGUGAGUAUAUCAGAGAAUUGUGCAACUCUAGGAACGGAUUGAAGGGAGGUGAUUUAGUCAACUAAAUGUCAAAAUGUCAAGAACCAAGAAAAUACAUAUGUAUUGAAAAAUGUUUUAGCGCCUCCUACUCAACCAUGGAAAUUUAUUGUACUUUGCUUGAAUUGAAUUUUUUGAUUGUCAUCAAAGAGACUUGAUUUUAAUCCCCUCCCCCUCCCCACAUCGGAAAUAAAGGUUUUCUACAUGUCUACAAGUAUCUAAAAAUAAGCUGGUGCAAUUCCAAUAA